AUGGUGAAGUGUGUAGUUGUGGGCUGUACUUCGGGAUACACUAGCAAUAAAGAAAAAUGUCAUAAAUUUUGUGCUCCAAAAGAUCUUGAUCUUAGAAAAAAAUGGCAGAUGAAGAUUCCGAGAAAAAAUUUUAUUCUCACUGAAAAAUCAUAUGUCUGCGAAAAGCAUUUUAAAGAGGAUGAUAUUGUGAAGUUUUGGGAAUCUGGCACAAUUAAGAUUCCGUACAAACAGUGGCGACUAAAAGAAGGAGUAGUCCCCUCAUUAUUUCCCAAAAUAUUUCCCAAAAAAAAUUAA
Melanaphis sacchari is the source of this 294-nucleotide messenger RNA. Its product is annotated as THAP domain-containing protein 2-like. The transcript is spliced from 2 exons. Gene Ontology annotation, molecular function: sequence-specific DNA binding. NCBI's taxonomy places the organism in Eukaryota, Metazoa, Arthropoda, Insecta, Hemiptera, Aphididae. Bases 1 to 294 code for a protein of 97 amino acids. The record is from RefSeq and is a predicted model, not a curated record.